Linum tenue is the source of this 3465-nucleotide messenger RNA. The record is from the annotation of a GenBank genome assembly. NCBI's taxonomy places the organism in Eukaryota, Viridiplantae, Streptophyta, Magnoliopsida, Malpighiales, Linaceae.
GAAAGUGAAUCAGUCCACUUUCUUUCUUACAUUCUCGAGCCGUUCCGGGCGUCACAGACUGACCCUCCCGAGUCCCGUCUCAAACCCUUGCCGCCGGUCGCCUCGAGUCCCGUCAAAGCUCCUCUCCAUUCUCCGGUCACCGUUGUGCUGCACCAUCGCCUUGCGCUACCUCCUCUUUCCUCUAUUGCCUCGCUUCCCGCUCUGUUCCCUAGGGUUCUAAGGACUCGCGGAACCUGCAAAAACAAGAUGUCAGAAAGAGACGGAAUAGGGUUGCACGAAGACAGCGAGGCCAUGGUGACAGAAUUAACUGGACUGGAAAUCACUGUUGGAGAGGCAAAGAAACGGAAAAGGAGUUCGAGCAUGGUGCGCCGUGACGAUUGCCAGGUUGCCGUCGGGGAAAGACUCUACAAGAGAGUAUUGUUAUCACUAGGCAAGCCAUCGUAUGUGCUUGGACUUUCCGCAAACAGCUUGCGACCUGACAACCGUAUCAAACUCAGAUUGAUCUUGAAGAAGUUGGUGAGGCAGCACGAUUGGGUAGCAGCAAGUGGAGUGCUGAGCGUGUUGUUGAACGGGACGCAGAAAGAGAGCUGUCCUGCCGCAAAUCGGUUCAAGUAUUGGGUCUUCAUGAAGCUUGUUCAGCAUAUGGAGGGUGAUUGUCUAAAUGCUACCAGUAUCGAUCGCGUGUUUAGUGCGUGGAUGUCAAGGAUAGGUAGUAAUGGAUCACAUCGAAGAAGGUCUGGUUCUAUGGAAGAGGAUCGUAUUGCUGUUCAAUUGGAGUCUAUCCUUUUGCAUUUUAGGCAAGGGGACGUUGAGGGGGAACUCAACAACGCUACAAGCUUAGUGCAGGAGUACAAAUUUGAGAGUUACCCAAUGUUCAACAUGAUUAUUGGCAUGAUAUUUUAUCAGUUGUGGUACUCUAGCAUUUCAGAAGAUAUGCAACUCGAGGACUCGAAUCAAAUGUAUUGUACUAUCCCUUCAGACAUGGAAGCUUGCCAUCCAAAUUCAGUUGUAGCUUCAGGGUUUGUUAGUGACAUUGGUGGCUCUGAGGGAUGUAAUUCAGUUUUCAGUGAUGACGCUAAUGUAUCUUUAAAAUGUGGGUCAGAGACAUCCAUCAUGCAACAUAAACAAGUUUUUGCUGGCAAUGGUAUGAAUUUGGAUGAAGAAAAGAUUCAUACAGAAGAUGAUGUCAAUCAGUUCAGCAAAAGUUACCCUGGGGACUUCCAGCAUAGGGGCCUUUAUGCCAAUUCUGCUGAUGAGGUUUCCUCUGAUCAUCAUGGGGAAUUUGGCUUGCCUAUCCUUGGGAAUCUGGAUCUUUGGUUGAGGCCAUUACAAGCUGAUGAUAGUGAGUUGGAUCAAGUCAUCCGGGAUGGUCAAUACAAUGAAGCUGUGAAGUAUUUAUCGAGAGCUGCAUCCUCAACUCCACCUAUACUGGCAGCCUUACUUCCUUUAGUUCAGUUGUUGCUGAUAAGGUAUGACUGUAAAGAGGCUCUAGAUAUGCUGGAAAACUUCUGUGACAACUCAAGCGCCUCACUUCCCCAUAGACUGAAGUCCUGUAUCUUGGAGCGGAUUGAUCCGAACAAUGCUGUCUUGCUGUCAAGAUGCUAUGAGGACACAUUAAAGAGUGAUCCUACAUGUAACCAAUCAUUGGCAAAGCUUGUGAGCCUACAUCAUCAAGGAAUCUAUGAUUCGGCAUCCCUACUGGAAAUGAUAGCUCUGCAUUUAGAAGCCGCAACCGGAGAAAAGAGUACCUGGAAGGAGCUGGCUUUAUGCUUUCUCAGAGCGUCUCAACAAGAAGAGGAUCAAAUGUCCGGUAUCCAUGGGAAUGGGAGCGAAGUUCCAAAACAACAUUCCAUUAGUUUUCCUAGGGUUCCCAGUUUCCUUAUAAAUGGAGUAUCCGGAAAGUCAUGGAGACUAAGAUGUAGAUGGUGGAUGAAUAAGCACUUUAGCAAGAGCAUGCUUGCAUCCGAAAUCAACGCAGGUGACGCGCAGAUCGUAGCUUACAAAGCAGCUUGCGCAUCUCAUAUGUACGGGAGUGAGGCCAAAUAUGUUGUCGAAGCUUUUUGUUAUGUACGUAAACAGAGUGAUAGAGAGUCGAUUUUGUUCUUGAAAGAGCACAUGCGAAAGGCCAUAGGACUUGAUCAGACAUUUUCAGCCAAGAACUUGAAAAAGUAAAGGAUCUAAUAUAUAAUACAUAUUAGUCUCCAGGACAUUUGUUUCUUCUCACUCGAACCCUCUCACCAUUGAAGUGGAUGUACUUCCAGUCAGGCAGGUAUCUUUGCAGAACCAACUUCUGCUUCUCUUUGUCCCCUAACAUCUUGAAGGCACGAGCCACUUUCCUUACUGUAUCUUCAUCAGGCCGUAUGCCCAGCUCCUCCAUAUCCGCAAACACCUACAACAAUCAAUCACAAUUCCGGCCAUACGAUUUCUGUUGUUCUCGAUACAAUCAGAAAGCAUGCAACACAUCUGUUUAUUCACUGGGUAUUAGAUAGAUACCUCUAUCAUCCCAUUUUGCUUAUCGUGGUGAUCAUAUAGAGAAAUCAUCCUCGCAAACAAGCGUUUUGGAAUCGAGCGCUGGUGUAUAUGCAAUACCAUGCCCCAUAGUGUUUCUGCUUCAUCGACUCUGCCAUCCAUGUCGAACGCCAGCAGAAGGGUGUCGUACGUUCCCAUUGUGUCUCCUUGACCCUUGCUCAACAUCCACUUGGCAACUUGAAUUACACGCUGCCACUGAGCCUUCUUCCUCAGUAUCUGUAAAGCUUUAGCAGCUGCAAUUAGGGGGAACUCCGUCUCCCAAGCUGUCCACUUAUCCAAUGCUCCAUAAACAGCCUCUUUCUCAUUGGGAAGUUCGGAAACAAUUCUAACAAGAUUGAGAGCCUUUGUUCCGGAUCCAGCCGAAUCCCUCUUCUUCCACAGCUGUUGAUCUCUGUUCUUCACUUUCUUGGUUAUUUUCCUGCACUCUGAUCAGCUCCAGAAUCAACUCUACCCGAGAUACUGCAACGGAUUCGAAACUCGCAACUUGAAAUUGUAGAGAUGUGGGACGGUGGCAACCAAUUUGGCCUAGCAGGCAUAACCAUGGAGCUCGAAAUUGCAUAUACAGCGCCUGGAUUCAUCUUUAAUCUGAGUCAGAUAGGAACACAAUUCUGUACACUAAUCAUUUAUCGAAAACCCAGUUGCUACGUUAUUCCACAAAGUCAGGCAACUUCUGGUGGUUUUCCUUUCAUAGUUUUGUUCUUCCUCCCGCCAUUUAUGCUACCUCCGAAUUCACAAUUCUAACGAGUAACUAAUGAGGGAAACAGAAACCCAGAACGGACAAGGAAUGGUAGAGAUUACCUUGGAGCUACAGAAGAGUUCUGGUGAAGGCUGCGAACAGAAGUGCAAGAAGAGGGCGACAGAGACCUGAGAAUGGACUGGAGAAGCAGAACAGACGGGGAGAAGAAGCCAAAGUUGUAGAGGUAGAUAGAAUUGAAG